Aspergillus melleus is the source of this 609-nucleotide messenger RNA. RefSeq names its product carboxymuconolactone decarboxylase family protein. The record is from RefSeq and is a predicted model, not a curated record. The transcript has 2 exons. Bases 1 to 609 code for a protein of 202 amino acids. Gene Ontology annotation, molecular function: peroxiredoxin activity. NCBI's taxonomy places the organism in Eukaryota, Fungi, Ascomycota, Eurotiomycetes, Eurotiales, Aspergillaceae.
AUGUCUCGCUUUCCAGCCAUUCCUCCCGAGGAACGCACCGAGGCGCAUGAUAAGCUCGAAAAUGGGCUUGCAGAGGUCUUCUCGAAAGGGCCAUCCCAGAUUGAAUGGAAGGGCUCCUCCGGAACGAUCCUGGGUCCGUACUCGCCUCUCCUAUACACGCCGGAAAUAGCAGAACCGUGGUUCAACCUCGCCCUGACCGUAACCCGACAACAGCGACUCACGAUGCGCGAGAAAGAACUCGCCGUCCUGGCAGUUCUCGCGGAAUAUGACGCGCCAUACGUGCUGUACACACACUCUCAAGUGGCGAUUGCAGUGGGGCUGUCCCAGGAGCAGGUGCAGCAGGCCGUCGAUGGCGAGGCACCCAAUGGUCUGAGCGAGUCCGAGGCAGAGGUAUAUAGCUUCGCGUUGGAGCUGGCACGGUUGCGAGGACCUAUGGAUAGUGCAGUUUUCGACAAUGCGAAGAGUGCACUCAGUCGUGAUCGAAUGGUGGGCUUGGCUCAUAUUGUUAGUGGCUUCAUUUACACUUCCAUGCUGUGUAAUGUCUCGGACGGCGAGGUUCCUGCUCCUGCUGAAGGUGCGUUUGUUGCGAAGUCAAGGCAUCGGAAGUAG